This is a messenger RNA of Aphis gossypii (cotton aphid), 2644 nucleotides long. Its product is annotated as zinc finger MYM-type protein 1-like. The transcript has a single exon. The record is from RefSeq and is a predicted model, not a curated record. Lineage: Eukaryota; Metazoa; Arthropoda; Insecta; Hemiptera; Aphididae. Gene Ontology annotation, molecular function: protein dimerization activity. The coding region runs from base 59 to 2644 and encodes 861 amino acids.
UGUAAUUCAACCGUAUACAUUUUUUAUUUAUAUAGUAAAAAGUUAAGAAAGCUCCAAUAUGUCGGAUGGUAGACAGCGACUUUCGGGUGCAGAAUAUAGGAAGAGAAAACGUGAAAAAGAAGCUGUAAUUAAAAAACAGUCUAAUUCUAUCAAAAAAUUUUUAAUGGAUUCUUCCUCUUCAUUAGAUAUUUCAAAUGCUGUAGUUAUACAACCUAGUGAAGUUUUUGACUCUUUCUCAGUUAUAGAUGCCACUGUACCUUCUGAAACUACAGUAGCCAAAAAUAUAACAGACAAUGUUGUAAUGCAACCCAGUGAGGUUUUUGACUCUUUAUCAGUUGAAGGUGUCACUGUACCUUCUGAAACUACAGUAGCCAAAAGUUUAACAGAAAAUGUCAAUAAAAAUUCUUUUAAUUCUUUAAUUAAUAUCAGUACAGACCCUGCUGAAUGGCCUUUAAUUAUUAAUAACGACUUUAAAACAUUGUUGGUUGAAAAAGGCCCUCCUGCUCCGUUAAAUGCAAAUUUUGUAUUUCCUUCAGAUGAUCAAGGACGAAAAUUCACACAAUUUCAUUACAAACGAAGUAUGAGUAAUGGAGAAAAUGUCACAAGGACAUGGCUUGUAUACUCUAUUUCUAAUGACGUAAUAUUUUGUUUUUGCUGUAAACUAUUUGAUAAUUCAAACUCUAAGUUGGCUUUAGAAGGAUAUAAUGACUGGAGGCAUUGUACACAAAUGCUAAAAGGACAUGAAACAUCAAAAAAUCAUUUGACUGCAUAUAGUACAUGGUUAGAAUUGUCAUUGAGGUUAAAAAAAACAAAAACGAUUGAUGACGUAAACCAACGUAUUUUAGAAUCUGAGUGUAAGCAUUGGAAUGAAGUUUUACAACGUAUCAUGUCGGUAGUACAAUUUCUUGGUCAUCAAAAUUUAGCUUUUCGUGGAUCAUCUGAUCAGUUAUUCAAACAUAAUAAUGGAAAUUUUCUAAAAUUAAUUGAACUUAUGGCUAAGUAUGAUUCUGUGAUGGCUGAACAUGUAAGAAGAAUAAUUAAUAGUAAAAAAAAUAUAUGCCAUUAUUUAGGAAAAGAUAUUCAAAAUGAGAUGAUUGAUUUAUUAGCUCAGUCUAUUAAGUCUCGCAUAGUUACUAUGGUUAGCGAAGCGAGGUAUUAUAGUAUUAUACUAGAUUGUACUCCUGAUAUAAGUCACUCGGAGCUCAUGACUAUAAUUAUUCGUUUUGUGUCGAUUGAAGAUUCAAAAGUUACCAUACGUGAACAUUUUCUUGGUUUUAUUUCAGUUGAAAGUAGUACUGGAGAAAAUCUAUGUGAUGUACUUUUAAACAUAUUACGUGAGCUGAAUAUACCUUUGAGUAAUAUGCGAGGACAAGGAUAUGACAAUGGAGCCAAUAUGAAAGGUGUGCACUCCGGAGUUCAACGGCAUAUUCGAAAUAUUAAUCCACGUGCAUUUUUUGUUCCUUGUAGUGCGCAUUCAUUAAAUCUUGUUGUAAAUGAUGCCGCAAAAUCUUCAAAAGAAGCUGUAGCGUUUUUCGAUAUAAUUCAAAAAGUAUUCAACUUUUUUUCUGCCUCAACUAUUCGUUGGCAAAUUCUUUUAAAACAUGUUAAAGAACUAACACUCAAACCAUUAAGUCAAACCAGGUGGGAAAGUCGAAUAGACGCACUUAAACCGUUUCGAAAUUACAUAGGUGAAAUUUAUGAUGCUUUGUUUGAAAUAUCAGAAAAUAUAAAUUUAGAUCCAAUGGUUAAACAUGAAGAUGAAUGUUUAUGUAAUCUUAUUAAAACAUUUAAAUUUAUUUGUUCUGUUGUCAUUUGGUACGACAUACUUAAUCAUAUAAAUCCAAUCAGUAAAUUAAUGCAAAAACCUAAUUUUGACAUAUCUUUAGCUUUGGGCAUUUUAGAAACUUUAUUGAAACAUUUAAAUGAACUGAGAUCUGAAGAAUCUUUUGAAAAAAUGAUUAUAGAUUCAACAGUACUUGCAACGGAAAUGGGAGUAGAGUCUCUUUUUGAAAACUCACGGGGUAGAAUUAAACCACGACGUACUCGUAAACACUUUGAUUAUGAACACAACGAUGAACCAGUUAUUGACCCAAAACAGCAAUUCAAAAUACAUUUUUAUUAUUUUACACUUGAUGUAGCAAUAAAUAGUGUGAAUGAUAGAUUUGAACAACUAAAAGAACAUAAUAACAAUUUUUCGUUUCUUUACAAUAUGAAAAAACUAAAAAAUCUUACACAUGAAGAACUAUUAAAACAUUGCAAAGACUUACAAAUUCUUCUUACCGAUGAUGAUUCAACAGAUAUCAAUGGAAUUGAAAUGGCCCAUGAAUUAAAAUCAGUAUCAGCUAUGGUUGAUGAUAACUUAACACCUUAUGAACUCUUAACAUUUGUGAUAAAUGCAGGUGAUUUUGCACCAAACCUAUCCAUUGCCUUACGAAUUUUGCUAACAUUACCAGUAUCAGUGGCAACUGGUGAAAGAAGUUUUUCGAAAUUGAAACUUACCAAAACAUACUUACGCUCAACAAUGAAAAACGAACGACUUUGUGGUCUAGCUAUGAUCUCAAUUGAACACGAAAUUGGUCAAGAAUUAACAGAGAAAAAUUUAGUCGACGAUUUUGCAAAGUUAAAAGCCAGAAAACAUUUAUGA